This is a messenger RNA of Pungitius pungitius (ninespine stickleback), 2694 nucleotides long. Its product is annotated as calcium uptake protein 3, mitochondrial-like. Gene Ontology annotation, biological process: calcium import into the mitochondrion; mitochondrial calcium ion homeostasis. The record is from RefSeq and is a predicted model, not a curated record. Gene Ontology annotation, cellular component: uniplex complex. Lineage: Eukaryota; Metazoa; Chordata; Actinopteri; Perciformes; Gasterosteidae. Bases 275 to 1693 code for a protein of 472 amino acids. The transcript is spliced from 15 exons. Gene Ontology annotation, molecular function: calcium ion binding.
UGAUGGUGGGCUGUGGUAAACUGAGCACCUGCCUCGCUUUUAAAUUCAAAUAAAACAUGUAAACACAAAACUGCAUUACACUUUAAAUAAACUCACGAGACGCGAUUUGGUACACGUGACGUUUUCCCUCACUCUCACGAGCGUGACGGCCCGUGAUCCCAGAGCCGCUUGAAACACCACGUCUCGCGAGCUUCGGAGCAGCCGGCACAAGCCGCUCUGCUCUUUCCGGUGUGCGCGUGUGUUAUCAGUUACGACACCUUUCGUGUAAACAGCCAUGGCCGCCCUGCGCAGGCUUAUCCCUCUACUCACUAACGGUUCAAGAGCCAGGAGGUUUGUCGCGUGUGGAUCCUGCGUCACCGCGGCGGCCGGAGCUGGUUAUUAUUAUUAUUACUAUUACUAUCACCGCGGCUCCCUCGCCGGUAGACGCUGCGGGUUGAAGAGCAACGUCGAGGCUCGACUCUUCCAUCUGGCGCUACCGGCGGUGUCUGCCACCGAGAAGGCCCGCACCUAUGGUCUGGAUGAUGGAGAUGCAUACAUGUCGUCCUAUGAAAACAGAUUCCGCCUCUUCAGUUCGGUGGAGUACGAGGGGCAACUCUACAUGACGCCACUCAGCUUCAUAGAGUCCGUCACUUUGAAUGAACCCAAGAGUAGGAGAGCAUGGAAGUCCCUCACAAAAAAGGACUUAGAAAAGAUACUGUCUGAUACCCCGCCUGUUUGCAAAGGAUCAUCUAAUUUGUUCAGAAAUCUUCGUGAACGAGGUGUCAUCAGCUACACAGAGUAUCUUUUCCUGCUCUGCAUUUUAACAAAGCCCCAUGCAGGCUUCAGGAUUGCUUUCAACAUGUUCGAUGCGGAUGGGAAUGAAAUGGUGGACAAAAGGGAGUUCUUGGCGCUGGAGGAAAUUUUCCGUAAGAAAAAGGCAAGAAAGGAAGUUGCAGAAGACACGCAAAGAUUUGACCAGCAGAGCCUGCAGCUGUACGGUCAACGCACAUCACAGCCGCACAGUGUUGCUGAAAAGGACAGUCCGCAUGUGGAGGCUCGGGGCAUGUGGGAUGUUCUCAGACGCAGCACAAGUCAAGUUCUUUUUUCUGAUCUCACCGAGGUGGAUGAAAAGACCGAGACAACGCUGCUGGUGCACUUCUUUGGGAAAAAAGGCAAAGCUGAAUUGAAAUUUGAAGAUUUUUACGAGUUCAUGGACAACCUGCAGACAGAGGUUCUGGAGAUAGAGUUCCUCUCCUACUGCAAGGGCCUGCCGACCAUCAGCGAGGAAGACUUUGCUCGGAUCCUCCUUCGCUACACCAAGGUGGACGACGUCAGCGAGUAUUUGGAGAACGUGCGCCACAGCUUGCCGGACGAAAAGGGAAUCAGCUUUGAGGAGUUCAGGUCCUUCUUCCAGUUCCUAAACAACCUGGAGGACUUUACCAUCGCCAUGCAAAUGUACAACUUUGCCAACCGCUCCGUCGGUCAAGAGGAGUUCACCCGCGCCGUCUAUGUGGCCACGGGCAUCAAGCUGAGCCGCCACCUGGUCAACACGGUCUUCAAGAUCUUCGACGAGGACCGCGACGAUAAACUCAGCCACAAGGAGUUCAUCGGCGUCAUGAAGGAGCGGCUGCACCGCCGCGGCAAGGGCAUCAGAGUGGAGGAGAAGUUCACCUCUUUUAAGUCCUGCAUGAGGAAGGAGCUCUCAGGCAAAUAGGUGGAAAUCCCAUCAUCAGAACCUGUCUUAACUGGACGAGCUGGGCCUCCUCUUUGCACUCUAGUAGGGACUGAAGGGUUAAUGCAUGCCGCAGCAUCUUACUGCACUAUGUUAGAAGCUUUUAAAUAAAAAGGAUGAUGCACAAACAGGAUGCGGUCAGCCGAAAGAGAGGCUGUUAAAAACCAACUGAUCCACCAGUGUUGCAGGAGUCUGAUUUAAAGUAAUCAAUCUGUCGGCUUUCAAUUGGUUUAAGUUUUUUUUUAACAAGUCCAACGUUGUCUUAUUACUGCUCGGCCAACGUGUGUUGUUCGUCUGGAAUCCCCUUUUGUCCAGAGCUCCAUUCGGCACAGUGGCGGCGGCAUCACUCAAAUGCUUCGCCCUCCCUGUGCAUCACAGAUCCGCUCAGGAGAGCACCUCCCCUCCUCCCUGUCGUCUUUCUCCUCCCUCUGCAGCUGGAAUCCUUCAGGAUGCCCUGGAGCCCCAGCAGGCUUCAGACAAACUCAUUUACUCUUUUGCUUUUUCACUGUGUAACUGCAGGCAGCUAACAGCGUUACUCAUUUCUUAGUGGGUAAGAGAGAAUUGUUAUUUUUGUGCCACUGGCAGGGAUGACCUCUAUAUGAAGGAAUAUGCAUAAAAAUGAAGCCAUAUGUUUGUUCCACUCUUGGGAUGCUAAAAUUAGUUCUGGAGCAAAAUAUUAAAAUGACCUUCCCUUUAUGUUCUCUAAGAACGAGUUUAUACUUCAUCUUUGUAGAAAUCCCCACUUGUAGUACAGUUCAGUGCAGUGUGGGACUGAGGAAUAUUAAUGACUGUUUGCUGGGGUAAUGUUGGAUUUGGGAGGAGAUAUGUUCUCAAAAGGGUAUCACAUGCUGUAAUAUUUACCAGAUUAGUUAGUCUACCUCUUGAAGAGUUUUUGGAAACUUCUCACCGGGUGUCAUUAUUUUAAACCGCGUCUUGACUUUUGCACCAAUGCAUUUCUAAAGACAUUAAAAUAAUUUCAAACA